AACUCCCUGAAUCCCCCAAGGCGCUUAGUCUCGCGAGAUGAGAUUUGUGACGUCGAAUUUCGGUGUUCUGCAAGAGCCAGGAAGUUGAACCUUACCUGCUCUGCUUUCCGGGAGUGCGGACUAUAUUGAUAAAAUCGAGGCUGAAAGCGGGCCUGUUGGCGGUAUGCUAUAGUGGGAGACUGUGUUGAGUCUUCUUAAAAUCGCACACAGUGAAUGAUUAAGGGCACCCUGGGGAUUAUUAGGGAUAUGAACACGCUGGGGAUUCUGUAGCGAUUUGGUCAGGUUCAUUCAUAUAUAUGCUGAUCUGCCAACUGCAUGGCCUGGAAUUAUUGUGAUUUGUAACAAAAAAAAUAUAUAUGUGUGUAUAUAUAUAAUACACAAAAGUCAUGAAUAUCUUGUAAAUGAUAUCCUUAUAAACAGUGAGUUCUGAUGUCAUCAGUUAUAAAUGAAAUCACCAGUAUGACUAAUGAGCUAGAUGUGUUUGUGGGUAACACCACACUAAUAGAUGAGGACGUCUAUCAACUCUGGUUGGAUGGAUAUUCAGUGAGUGAUGCUGUUAACAAUCGACUGAAAAGCGGCAUUCUGGAGCAAACUGGUGCAGGAGCUGAUGUCUUGGAAAGUGACACAAUGGAUCAUUACCGUACAUUCCAAAUGAUUGAGAGGCUUCUUCAUUAUCCUCCAAAACUUGUGCAACAGCUGCUUUUUCAGAUACCCCCGUACAAACAAAGCAUGUUAAUUGAAAGAUAUUAUGCAUUUGAUGAGGCCUUUGUCAGAGAAGUCCUUGGUAAGAAGCUCUCUAAAGGAACGAAGAAAGAUCUUGAUGACAUCAGUUCAAAGACUGGAGUGACCCUAAAAAGCUGCAGGAGGCAGUUUGACAACUUCAAACGAGUGUUUAAAGUGGUAGAGGAGAUGAGAGGCGCCCUGGUGGAGAAUAUCCAGCAGAAUUUCCUGUUAUCAGAUAAACUUGCCAGGGAUUAUGCUGCUAUAGUAUUUUUUGCCAACAGUCGUUUUGAGACAGGGAAGAGAAAGCUCCAGUACUUGACAUUUGAGGACUUUGCUACCUGUGCUGAACACCUCAUUCAGAACUGGACACUUGGUGCAGUGGAUGUAGCAGAUGACAUGGAUAUGGAUUUAGAUAAAGAGUUUCUCCAGGAUUUGAAAGAUCUGAAAAUUCUAAUAACGGACAAAGACCUCCUGGAUCAGCAUAAAAGUUUGGUGUGUACAUCAUUGAGAGGUAAAUUGAGUGUCUUCCAUGAAAUGGACUCGAAUUUUAAGACACUCUCUCGUGCGCUUGUGAACAUUGGCACCAGCCUAACCCAUAAUAAAGAUGUGCGGGAUUUUUUUAUUGACCUUGUAGAAAAGUUUAUAGAGCCUUGUAAAGCUGCUGGUUGGUCUUAUUCAGAUGUCCAGCUCUUUCUAACACAGUACACAGCCUCAGCUCGUGCUCUUGAUGCCUUCAAGCAGCAAGCUCUUUGGGAAAGAUACAUGGGUACUCUCCGGAGCUGUCUUCUGAAGAUGUAUCACAACUGAUCACUUUGGAUUGCUUUUAUUCCUGCACGACUAGAGAUGUACAAUCCUAUAGUUCUUGACAGACUGAAUACUGUAAAUAUGAAUACAGAUAUAUGUAAAUUAUGCACUGCACUAUCUAUUAUAAUUCAUUUCUCCCUCUUUUCUGAACCUGUAUACAAAGUAAGGAAUGUUUUCAUUUCACUAUUACCUUACCUCGCUUACAUCUCUUAUUUCUGUUAAUUGGAUAUAUGUAUGUAAAUAAAUAUUUGUGUGCGGCUUGUGUAAAUAUAUAAAUAGAUAUAUAUAGGAACAACCAUGAUGGCUUUUUAAUAAAAUAGGUUUUAAAAAAAAUUGCAUCUCUUGUAAAGGUUUUCAGAUGGCUAAUAAAACUGAAUCUGA
Xenopus laevis (African clawed frog) is the source of this 1908-nucleotide messenger RNA. RefSeq names its product fibroblast growth factor (acidic) intracellular binding protein L homeolog (gene fibp.L). Gene Ontology annotation, biological process: platelet aggregation. The transcript is spliced from 11 exons. Gene Ontology annotation, cellular component: nucleus. NCBI's taxonomy places the organism in Eukaryota, Metazoa, Chordata, Amphibia, Anura, Pipidae. The record is from RefSeq and is a predicted model, not a curated record. Bases 430 to 1530 code for a protein of 366 amino acids. Gene Ontology annotation, molecular function: fibroblast growth factor binding.